Molecule: messenger RNA, 4824 nt
Organism: Scleropages formosus (Asian bonytongue)
Lineage: Eukaryota; Metazoa; Chordata; Actinopteri; Osteoglossiformes; Osteoglossidae
Gene: grip2b
Product: glutamate receptor interacting protein 2b
Exons: 24
Coding region: 1-3345 (1114 amino acids)
Biological process (GO): neurotransmitter receptor transport, endosome to postsynaptic membrane
Molecular function (GO): protein binding
Source: RefSeq, a predicted model, not a curated record
AUGGACAGAGUGAACCGGGUGCUGAAGAUCGUGCGGAGGCUGUCCCCCAGGAAGAGGCCGAGAGGCUCUCAGCACCAGGCGGGGAGCCCGGAGACCUGCGAGGAGAGCUUGUGCUCCCUCAGCCUCUGCAUCGGAGAUGAAGGCCCUUACUCUAAGGGGAACAAGGACUCUGCUGGGACUGACAAUUCCCUGGCCUCCAGGAGACACAGCAUCCCAGAAGAGCUGCGGGGCGUGACGGUAGUGGAGCUUAUCAAGAAGGAGGGCAGCACCCUGGGUCUCACCAUUUCUGGGGGCACCGACAAGGAUGGGAAGCCUAGGGUGUCCAACCUGCGACCAGGGGGACUGGCUGCCAGGAGCGAUCAGCUCAAUGUGGGAGACUACAUCAAAUCGGUAAAUGGCAUCAACCUGACCAAGCUGCGGCACGACGAGAUCAUCAGCCUGCUGAAAAACGUGGGUGAACGUGUGGUGCUGGAGGUGGAGUACGAGCUGCCCCCUUCUGCACCAGACAGUACCUCAGGUGUCAUUUCCAAGACAAUCGAGAUAUGUUUGCACAAAGAAGGCAACAGCUUUGGCUUUGUCAUGAGAGGGGGCUCCCAUGAAGACUGGCAGAAGUCGCGGCCCCUGGUGGUUACCUACGUGAGGCCCGGAGGCCCCGCGGACAGAGAAGGGACCCUGAAGGUGGGCGAUCGCCUGCUGAGUGUCGAUGGGAUGGCCCUGCACAACGCCAGCCAUGCCGACGCAAUAGCCGUGCUAAUGCAGUGUGGCCAGGAGGCGCUCUUCCAGAUUGAGUACGACGUCUCCAUCAUGGACACGGUGACAAACGCCUCCGGGCCCCUGCUGGUGGAGAUAGCCAAGUCCCCCGGCACCGCCCUAGGUAUCACCCUGACCACAGCCACGCACAGGAACAAGCAGGUCAUCGUCAUCGACAAGAUCAAGGCAGCCAGCGUUGUGGACAGGUGUGGAGCUCUACAUCCAGGAGACCACAUCCUGUCCAUUGAUGGCACCAGCACAGAGCACUGCUCCCUCCUGGAGGCCACGCAGCUACUGGCUAGCACCUCAGAGGUGGCCAAACUGGAGAUCCUGCCCUCGCACCACACCCGGCUGCCCAGCAAACCGCAGGACACAGUGAAAAUACAAAAGAGUGACAAUUCCCACUGCUGGGACCCAUGCGUGAACUACUGCCACACCCAGCUCCCAGCUCACUGCAAGACCACCACAUGGACCUCCUCGAGCAACCCACCCAGCAGCCAGGACUACUCCAAAUCUCUGGUGUCCACAAACUUCUCUCCUGGUUCCACCAACACUUCGGGAUUCACCAGCCAGAACUCCAGCACGUUGCCCCGGCCUGUUCCCCCAAUGAGCCCGAGGAACUCCAUGCUGAAGAGGAGGCAGAGGAAGAAGGAGCACAAGAGCUCGCUUUCACUGGCGUCGAGCACUGUGGGCCCAGGAGGUCAGAUCGUGCACACAGAGACCAGCGAGAUCACGCUAAGGGGCGACCCUCUCAACGGCUUCGGCGUUCAGCUGCAGGGAGGAAUCUUCGCCACGGAGACCCUCUCUGCACCCCCGCUCAUCCGCUUCAUCGAGCCGGACAGCUCUGCCGAGAAGUGUGGGUUGCUCCAGGUGGGAGACAGACUGCUCUCCAUAAACAGCAUCCCCACGGAAGACGGAACACUGGAGGAGGCAAAUCAGCUGCUGCGAGAUGCUGCUUUAGCUAACAAGGUCACCCUGGAGAUAGAGUUUGAUGUAGCAGAGUCCGUCGUCCCCAGCAGUGGUACGUUUCAUGUGAAGCUGCCCAAGAAGCGAGGAGUGGAGCUGGGCAUUACCAUCAGCGCAAGCAAGAAGCCUGGAGAGCCUCUGAUCAUCUCUGACAUUAAGAAGGGGAGCGUAGCCCACCGAACGGGCACUUUGGAGCCAGGAGACAAGCUGCUGGCCAUCGACAAUGUCCGCCUGGUUAACUGCUCAAUAGAGGACGCCAUGCAGCUCCUGCAGCAGAGCGAAGACCUGGUGAAACUCAAGAUUCGCAAGGACGAGGACAACUCCGAUGAGCAGGAGACCUCUGGCUCCAUCAUCUACACCGUGGAGCUCAAGAGAUACGGCGGACCCCUGGGGAUCACCAUCUCGGGCACAGAGGAGCCCUUUGACCCCAUUGUUAUCUCAGGCCUCACCAAAAGGGGUCUGGCAGAGAGGACAGGGGCAAUCCACGUCGGAGACCGCAUCCUGGCCAUCAACAACGUGAGUCUGAAGGGCAAGCCCUUGAGCGAGGCCAUUCACCUGCUGCAGAUGGCCGGGGAGACGGUCACGCUGAAGAUCAAGAAGCAGGUUGACAACCCGGCUGAUAAGAAGGAGCUGGAGAAUGACCUGAGCGACAAUGAGGACGAGACCACAGACUCGCAGAAGACCAACAAGCUCUCGGAGAUCUACUCCACCACGAUCCCCAGCGUGGACUCCGCCAUGGAGUCGUGGGACGGCUCCGGUAUUGAUGCCGGCUACGGGAGCACGGGAACCUACGUCCACCAGGCCGCCGGCAUUGCCCUGCACCCUCAUGAGUGGCGUAGUGCAAAGCAGAGGAGCACCACACCCCCCACAGCCCGCCGUAAGAAUUACCCUUUCAGUGAUGGGGGCUUCAGUGAAGACGACUGGGACAAACCAACAGGAUAUGUGAGCCACCAGCACAACGACGGCAUCGUUCUGGAUCACGAGGAUACUUUUUGGUGCCAAGCUCUGGAGGAUUUGGAAACUUGUGGGCAGUCGGAGCUCCUGAGGGAGAUUGAGGCAUCGAUUAUGACAGGCAGCGCUCUGAGCCUCGGAGUAGAUGGGAGCAAGUCGCAUGCGGACUCGGUGAGCCAGCCCAGUAGCAGUCCCCUGAGGAAAACCUCGCACCUGCACAGUGAGGCCAAGACCAAGAGUACGUUGCGUGUGUCCGAGAAGACAUGGGAGUCACGUAGGAUCAAGGAGGAGAUGCAAGAGAUCCUGUCCCCAACCCCGCUGGAGCUGCACAAGGUGACAGUGAUGAAGGACCCGGAAAGUGAUGACUUUGGUUUCAGCGUGUCCGAUGGUUUCCUGGAAAAAGGUGUUUACGUUAACAUGAUUCGCCCUGAGGGCCCAGCAGACAGAGCGGGGCUGAAGCCUUACGACAGGAUUCUCCAGGUGAACCAUGUUCGCACCCGAGACUUCGACUGCUGCCUGGCGGUUCCCCUCAUCACAGAAGCAGGGGACAAGCUGGAACUGGUCAUUAGCAGGAACCCCUUGUCCCAGGGUUGUACGGGACAGCCGCAGGGCUUCAAGGAGGCCCCCUCCACCCUCCCAAACUCCCGAGAUCACAAGACAAGCUCCAUGGACCUGUGACCGAGAGCAGCAGCAGAGGAAACAUCGCUUGACGUCCCGCUAUAAUUUAGCGUAGCGCAUCCCACCUUGAAGGCUUAAUAUCCCGUCCCUGCAUAAAAACAGAGCAGGGAGUUAUCUUGUUUUUUUUAAAAAGGCUCCUUUUUUAAUUUCCAUGUCGUCAACAUUUUGUUUGUUUUCCUUUCUAGCACUUUCCAUCCCCUUGAAAAAAAGGAGUUAAAAAAUAGACUCAAGAGACCCAUGCUCUGAGACACAGAACAAUUACUGGAGCCUCUUUGUUUGUGGGCGCCAUCAGGUGCAGAAGACUCCCUGGCUGCUGGGCUGGAGAGUCAGGCCCAGACGUGCGGAGACAAAGGAGGGAAGCAGACUGCUGGGCCGCCGGCACUGGAGCCAAAGCGACAAAGGUACUGUUGAGCUUCUGAUCAAAGACUGCUUAAGAAAAACGGAAUCGCAUUGCGACAUUGUGAACUUUUUUCCAAGUCACCACUUUCUCUGCCGUGGGUGAAAUUCACGGUUUCUAAGAUGACUCUUGCAAGCCCUGUUCUUCGACUGCGCAUCGAACGGAAAGCGAGUGAAUGCGGAAGCGCACGAACACGCUCGUUGCCACACACUCAAGGUCUAGGCUUCUUAUGGGCUCACCCGGACUGGCUGUUCUCGAUCAUCUUAUUGCGCCCCUCCGUCCUCUUCCACCUGUCACCCUCGAGUGUCUGUCACGUUGUCACCUUCCCACCCCGUUCCAUGCAGUUUAAUCGUAAACCCUGGAAUACAUUCCUCCCUCCGCAAACUCAUGUGAACGUGAGUCUGCAUUGUUGCUCACGGUUGCUUGCCAAACAUUGCAUACAUUGCUCUGCUCUAUUUUAAAGUCACCUUGCCAAGGAGUGCUCUUAAACCUGGGCAUGACACACUCCCUGACUCUGGUCCAGUUUCCAGCCUUGUUCUUUGAAAGGUCACCGCAGUGCUUUUUAGCCUGAUUAACUCAGCGAAAAGCCACAUAUCACAGGCUUGUGAAACCUCACCUCCGUUUGUCCCGCAGUGGACAGCUUUAAAAAAAAGAAGGUUCCUUUACAAACUGUGAGGAAUUAAUGAUUCUUAAAAUGAAUGCGAUGUUAAGGCCUCUUCACAAUUUCACCGAUCAGUGUGCAAUAGAAGAAUGUGAUCUUUGGAUAACAAACGCACUUCUGAUGUGCAAAAAUGUGACCAGAUAUUGCAGUGGGUAUUACUGGUUGAAAUAUAACAGUUUCUAUCAGCUACUGGGUAUUUAGUUUUUAAUCGUAGUGUUUUACCAGAAUGGCAAAGUGGUAAGCAAUACAGCUGAGUUUUCAAAUACCAGGAAGGAUAUUGCAUUGCAUUUUAUUUCUUAAACAUUCCAGCAGAGUGUUAUUUCCGUGUCCCAAAGAAACAAGCAAGACUUAUCAAUCACAGUACGCAGCUGUUAAAUACCACAUUUAAUUUUAAUACGAUAACUAUUACUCAAUGAGCGCU